UCCGCGGCGCCGGUGCGGGUGCGGGUGCGUGGCUGAGGCGGCGGCCGCGUCCCUUAGGGCCAUGGCGUACGACGAGCGGCUGGCCCGCUUCCGCCAGGCGCACCUCAACCCCUUCGACAAAGCCUCCGAGCCGCCGCCGCCGCCGCCGCAGGAGCGGCCCGACGGGGGGGACCCGGACCCAGGCCAGCGGCUGGACCCGUCUUCGGGGGACCCCGAGAGCGCGCUGGACCUGGGCCUGGCCGAGGAUCACUUCUCCCGCCCCGUGGGCCUGAUCCUGGCGUCGGACGUGCAUCAGCUGCGCCAGGCCAUCGAGGAGUGCAAGCGGGUGAUCCUGGCGCUGCCUGAGCACUCGGAGCAGCAGAAGGACGCGGUGGUGCGGCUCAUCCACCUCCGCCUCAAGCUGCAGGAGCUGAAGGACCCCGGCGAGGAUGAGCCCAACAUCCGGGUGGUGCUGGAGCAUCGCUUCUACAAGGAGAAGAGCAAGAGCGUGAAGCAGAUGUGUGACAAGUGCAGCACCAUCAUCUGGGGCCUCAUCCAGACCUGGUACACCUGCACAGGCUGCUACUACCGGUGCCACAGCAAGUGCCUGCCCCUGGUGAGCAAGCCCUGUGUGCGGGCCAAGGUCAGCCAUCAGGCCGAGUACCAGCUCAGCAUCUGCCCCGAGAGCGGGCUGGACAGCCAGGACUACCGCUGCGCCGAGUGCCGGGCCCCCGUCUCCUUGCGGGGGGUGCCCAGCGAGGCCCGGCAGUGCGACUACACAGGCCUCUACUACUGCAGCAGCUGCCACUGGAAUGACCUGGCCGUUGUGCCCGCCCGUGCCAUCCACAACUGGGACUUCGAGCCCCGCAAGGUGUCGCGCUGCAGCAUGCGGUACCUGGCGCUGAUGGUGUCCCGGCCUGUGCUGAAGCUGCGGGAGAUCAACCCACUGCUCUUCAACUACGUGGAGGAGCUGGUGGAGAUCCGGAAGCUGCGCCAGGACAUCCUGCUCAUGAAGCCCUACUUCAUCACCUGCAAGGAGGCGAUGGAGGCACGACUGCUGCUGCAGCUUCAGGACCGGCAGCACUUUGUGGAGAACGACGAGAUGUACUCGCUGCAGGACCUGAUCGAUAUCGAGGCCGGUCGCCUGAGCUGCUCCCUCACUGAGAUACACACCCUCUUUGCCAAGCACAUCAA
This is a messenger RNA of Pezoporus flaviventris, 1173 nucleotides long. It is a transcript of the gene DEF8, whose product is annotated as differentially expressed in FDCP 8 homolog. The transcript is spliced from 9 exons. The record is from RefSeq and is a predicted model, not a curated record. NCBI's taxonomy places the organism in Eukaryota, Metazoa, Chordata, Aves, Psittaciformes, Psittacidae. The annotation marks the transcript as partial.